Molecule: messenger RNA, 663 nt
Organism: Racocetra fulgida
Lineage: Eukaryota; Fungi; Glomeromycota; Glomeromycetes; Diversisporales; Gigasporaceae
Source: the annotation of a GenBank genome assembly
AUGGCAAAAUACCUUCUAAAUAGGUUUCACAUCAAAUUAGACAUAAAAAGUGCUUAUGAAAUAUGUGAUGAGGAAAAGGUCGAUAACUUACGACUUCAAAUUGCAAAAAGACACCAUAAUAAAAAAGAAUACGAGAAAGCUUGGACUAUUUUUUCUGAUAUUUAUACUUGUAAAUUCAGGACAGACCAUUAUUUAAGCAAAAAAUCGCAUGAUACACAUAAGCAUACUGCUAAAUUUUGGAUGACAAUUUAUGUUUUAGAAGGAUAUUAUCGUGAAAUACAAACCGAAAUAGAUAUAAAUUUUAAAUAUUUAUAUUUGCUUAAAAAAGCAAGAACUUUACAUGAGAAAAAAAAUUAUGUUAAAGCAUGGAAUCUCUUAGCAGAAGUAAGUGAAAGUAAAACUGAAUAUUCUUAUGACGCUAAAUAUUGGAGUGCAAUUUGCCUUUUAAAUGGGCAUGAUGGUUAUGUCAAACAAGAUGAGAAACGUGCUUAUGAAUAUUUUAAAGCAGUUUUUACUCGCCUUUCAAAUAUUAACACUACAGAGAAUACAUCUAGUUCUAUAAUUGAUAACAAUUUAAGCUAUUUUAGUACUAGACUAUUAGAUUAUCAUUUAUGCUUUAAAUUUAAUUAUGACAUGAAACCAGAGCCAAAUUUUAGAGAAUUG